Messenger RNA from Formica exsecta, 1278 nucleotides. Its product is annotated as sterol O-acyltransferase 1-like. The transcript is spliced from 6 exons. Lineage: Eukaryota; Metazoa; Arthropoda; Insecta; Hymenoptera; Formicidae. Gene Ontology annotation, cellular component: endoplasmic reticulum membrane. Gene Ontology annotation, biological process: cholesterol metabolic process. The record is from RefSeq and is a predicted model, not a curated record. The coding region runs from base 391 to 1278 and encodes 295 amino acids.
UUCAUUUUUUCACGUUUUUAAUUUAAUAUACGUAGGAUCUUAGUCAGCACCAUAUUGGCGGGGCGAUAAACGUUAUAAAGCAGUUCAGGAGCAAAGUAUACAUAGUGUUUGCGUCGCUACGCUUAGAACAAGUUAAAAAGUGAAACAAAAUCCAGAUCGAAAGCAAAGUGAUUCGAACGGAUACAGUUCAUAUUUUGCCGUAUAUUGUUCGGAGAUUCAUGCCUUCAAAACUUCGAGAUCUAAUAUCAAUCGCAACGCGAGCUUGUUUCGGAAUUCGAGUACAGCAACGAUUGGGAGAUUGCUCCGAAAUUCCACUUGAUUUAAAUCAGUGUCAGUAUUCCUGUAUAUCGUGUCCGAUAUCAUAUCAUAUAUAGAUAUUACAUCAAUAUUAUGUCCGACGUUAUGCAGACGACAGAAGUGUCUCGGUCAAAAAAGACAGAGUUCUCGUCUAAUAAUACAAAUAAAUAUUGCGAGAAAAGACAAAUCAACAUGGAAGAUGCGUUGCCGGAGAAGAAAUUUCUAGAGAGGAACUCGCCGCUCACCGAUCUCUUUAAGAUCACGCAUAUUCGUACGGUUUAUAAUCUAUUCAUGGUGACUGUUAUAUUGUUUUUCCUCCACACUGCUGUAAAUGACAUCAUAGAGUCUGGAACUUUUUUACCAUAUAAUAUGAUAUUAAUAAUAGUACAAUAUAAAAAUCUUAUUGCCCGAAAACUAUGGGAUUACGGUUGGCUGACAAUCUUCAUAAUGUAUCAAGUCCUGUUUAUAAUUUUUCCUAAUAGAGCAAUAAACAGAGAGAAUCUAGGCCUAGCUUGCAAUUCAAUCAUACUUUUGGAACAAUUACGUCUGAUCAUGAAACAUCAUGCUUUCGUUAGGAGCGUGGCACCCAGAUUUUUGUCAUACAAACCCCAUAGCGAUAUUUCACCGCCGAGUGUACCUCGAUUUUCGCAAUACUUGUACUUCCUGUUCGCGCCGACUUUAAUAUAUCGCGAUGAAUAUCCAAGGACAAAAAAGAUCAGGUGGUGGUUCGUGAUUCAAAAUUUCGCCCAAGUCGGCCUAAUGAUCUUCUAUUUCGCCUUUAUCCUGGAGCAAUUUGUGACGCCGGUCUUUUAUACCUUUGGUACACAGCCUUUCGAACCAAUGUGGUUCGUCAAGAAUAUUAUCGACGCGAGCAUUCCCGGGGUCCUCGUUUUCAUCUCCGGGAACUAUCUUCUGCUGCACGCGUGGAUGAAUGCCUUAUAUAUAUAUAUGACUUCACAAAAUCAGGACGAGGCAGAAUAA